AUGUCGCUUUUAGAGGACGAAUAUAGUUAUAAAUCCUCUAGUAAUAAUGGUAAACAUUUAUGUAGAUCGAUCAAAUUGUAUUUUGCUUCUUUUAUCGCCUGUAUAGCCUCCUUUGUAGUAGGUUAUAGCUUGCAAUAUUCCUCUCCUACCAUACCACAGUUGACUAUACCGAGCGCUGGAAAUCUCUAUCUAUCAUCUGGAAAUACUUCUUUAUUCGCGUCUUUAUUAGCUAUUGGUGCAGCAGGUGGUGCCUUAAUUGGCGGCAAAAUUAGUGAUCAACUUGGUCGACGUUCGACCUUGAUUUUGUCUUCAAUACCUUCAAUGGCUGGCUGGCUGUUAAUUGCAUACGCGACAGCAGUAUGGCAUUUACUGGUUGGACGAACACUAUGUGGAAUAGGGGUUGGAAUAUCGUCUCUGGCAGUUCCAAUUUACCUUGCAGAAAUAUCUACCCCAGAUAUCCGUGGAAGUCUUCUUUUUCUAACUUCUCUGUUAAUUGCCAUUGGAUCAUUAUCUUGUGCCGCUCUAUCCGUAUUGGUCAAGUGGAGAUAUUUAGCUGUAAUAGCAGGAAUUCCAAUAUUAGUACUUGCUAUCGGUAUGAUCCUACUACCAGAAAGUCCACGUUUUCUAGUCAGCCAAGGCCGUCUAAAAGAAGCUAUUGACUGUUUAAGAUGGCUACAUGGUGAUGAGGCCAAUAUCUAUGUUGAACUAACAGAAAUUGAAGAAAUGCAUAAGAAUACGCCAACGAUGGAUCUCUGUGAAUUGUUUAGACCUCCAUUAGUUAAACCAUUUAUGAUAGCUAUAGCUUGUAUGUUGCUCCAGCAAUUUACUGGAUUUAAUGCUAUUUACUACUACUGUACAUCAAUAUUUAAUCAAGCAGGAUUCAAAGAUAGCUUAAUUGUUAACCUUAUAGCCAAUGCCGUACAAUUAUUUGCUACUAUACUAGCCGUCCCAUUUAUUGAUAGAGCUGGUAGGAAAAUACUACUCAUGAUAUCAGGGGCUGGAAUUGUUAUAAGCUGUGGUCUUUUCGGUCUUUUCUUCCAAUUAAAGGAAAGUACGCCAUUAAAAUUGGAUUGGCUAGCUAUUGUCAGCGUUGUUUUAUUUUUGAUGUUUUUUGCUUUGGGCUGGUCAGCUAUACCUUGGUUGCUUAUGUCGGAAUUGCUACCAACUAAAGCUCGAGGAAUUGCUAGUAGUUUAAUUGCUUGCUUAAACUGGACAAGUGGCUUUUUAGUUGUCUUCUUUUUUAUAGAUAUUGAAAAGGGUCUUACUAAACAAGGUGGAUUUUGGCUAUUUGCAGGAUGUACACUCGCUAGCGAGUUCUUCAUCUAUUACUAUUUGCCAGAGACUAAAGGAAAAACACUAGAGCAAAUACAGCAAUCAUUCGAUCCAGAUUUACCCAUUGAAGAACCUCAUCUAUCAUAUGGAAGCGAUCUUACUGGUGGCCAGAGAGCUUUUGAUAAAUCUCAAUCUUGGUCAAUUAAUAAAUAA
Molecule: messenger RNA, 1485 nt
Organism: Trichoplax adhaerens
Lineage: Eukaryota; Metazoa; Placozoa; Uniplacotomia; Trichoplacea; Trichoplacidae
Exons: 5
Coding region: 1-1485 (494 amino acids)
Biological process (GO): carbohydrate transport; transmembrane transport
Cellular component (GO): membrane
Molecular function (GO): sugar transmembrane transporter activity
Source: RefSeq, a predicted model, not a curated record